Molecule: messenger RNA, 1714 nt
Organism: Stegodyphus dumicola
Lineage: Eukaryota; Metazoa; Arthropoda; Arachnida; Araneae; Eresidae
Product: ATPase family gene 2 protein homolog A-like
Cellular component (GO): cytoplasm
Molecular function (GO): ATP hydrolysis activity; ATP binding
Source: RefSeq, a predicted model, not a curated record
AUCUGCAGAAAGGUAAAGUUUUGAUAAUUGCCUGUGCCAAUGCUGAUUAUGAAGAAAAUGUGCUGAAAAGUCUGUAUGAAAUGAUGAAAGUUGUAAAAUUUCCCAUUCCAAAAAUCAAAGAAAGAGCUGAAAUUUUUUCGCUUUUAUUAAAGAACAAGAAACACAGUAUGUCAUCUCAAGAAAUAGAGCAGUGUAUCGAGUCCUCGCAUGGCUUCACUGGAAAAGAUUUGGUAGAUUCUCUUGUGAAUGCUCAUAUUUUUGCAUGUGCAAGAGUAGGUGAAAUUUCUAAAGUUGAAAAUGUUGAAAUAAUAUUUCAAGACGUAAAAGAAGCAUUUAUGCGAAGAAAGAGGAAUAUUGUUGCUUCUAGUGAUAUGACUGUUAAAAAGGUUUGUUGGAAUGACAUUGGCGGUAUGCACGAUGUGAAAGAAAAAUUGAAGUACAUUGUAGAAAUGCCACUUAAAUAUCCUGAAAGCUAUAAACGAGUUGAUGUUGCUCCCCCUCGAGGAGUACUGCUGUAUGGACCACCUGGAUGUUCAAAAACUAUGAUAGCAAAAGCUUUAGCCACUGAAAGUAAUUUGAAUUUCAUUUCAAAAAAUACUUCUGAUCUUUUUAAUAAAUAUGUUGGAGAAUCGGAGAGAGCUGUACGUGAUUUAUUUGCUGCAGCUAAAGCAAGAAGCCCAUGUAUUAUAUUCUUAGAUGAAAUUGAUGCUCUUGUUUCUGAGAGAGGAAGUGGCUCUGGUGUUGGGGAUAGAAUUGUUACAACUCUUCUCACUGAAAUAGAUGGUACUGAAGAACUCCGCGAUGUCAUUGUAAUAGCUGCAACAAACAGGCCUGAUAUGUUGGAUGAUGCUCUGGUGAGAAGUGGAAGGAUUAGUGAUUUUAUUUAUGUACCUUUACCUGAUCAAGAAGCAAGAGAAGAGAUACUUAGGAUACAAAUGAGAAACAGAGUUAUCCAUGAUUUAGAUUUUAAAUAUCUGUCUUUGAAAAUGGAAGGCUACACUGGAGCAGAAAUUGUUAACUUGUGCAAUGAAGCUGUUUUUCAACUUUUAGCGGAAGAUCCUGAUGCAAUGUCUCCAGUUUUCAAAUUGAGACAUUUUGAAAAGGCUUUACAGUGUAUACCUCCAAGAACAAGUAAAGAGAUGAUUGCAUUUUAUGAAAACUUUAAUUCAAAGCACAGUUCUAGAUAUGAAAGAAAAUGAAUGUAUUCUUGCUAUGAUUUUAUAAUUUGAAUUGAAACAUCAAUAUCCUCUUUUCAUUUUGUUUUUCAUUAUCAUUUUUAGUGAUAAAUUAGUAUCUAAAUCUCUAAUUGACGUAAGUAUUUUAGGGGGGGGAAUGGCUUAAGUUGAGCAAUAUUGAUAUGGGUAGUGUAUGCAGAAUUUUGAGAUAAUUUAAUUAUGAAACAACGUUUUGUAGUGUAUGCAAUUACCUUGCCUUAUGUGUUGUUAUAAUGUAGGUUCUAUUAGUAAAGCUUCUGAAAUUGAAAUUUUAAAUUUGUUCAUUUUAUAGACAUAUAUAGUUUUGCUGCCUUGAAAGGGAUCAAAAUGUUUGCAGAUUUUAAUAUCUGCUUCAGAAUGUAGAGAAUGCUUCAACAAAUAUUAAUAAGAUAAAAAAUAUGAUAGCGAACUUCUAAAUUUAAUUCACUAUAACCUCUUUCAUUUUUUAUUUCAUAUGGGAACUUCAUCUAUCUGACCUAAAAAUAGCGCUGUAAGUCUAA